AUGAGAUCCACUCCAUCGCUUCCUGUUCGGGUACUGACCCAUAACAUCCGGUAUGCAACCAAUUCUCCUUUCAAGGGAGAAGUCCCCUGGGUUGAUCGAAGGCAAAAUCUCUUAAAUGAGCUCAAGUACCAUUCACGACACUGUGAUGAGACCUUCAUCUGUCUUCAAGAAGUUCUCCAUAACCAACUCGAGGAUAUUCGUGCCGAACUGAAUCCAUCAAAUGCUUCCUUGAAUCAAGAGUGGGAAUACAUCGGCGUUGGUCGGGAUGAUGGCCAUCAAGCCGGUGAAUACUCGCCAAUUUUCUAUCGGCCGUCAGUGUGGAGGCUUCAGUCCUGGGAGACGAUAUGGCUCUCUGAAACUCCCUCCAAGCCCUCCAAAAGCUGGGAUGCAGCCUCCAUACGCAUUGUCACCAUUGGCAUCUUCACUCAUCAUAAGACAGGUAAUACUGUCCUAGCUUUAAAUACGCACCUUGAUGACCAAGGAUCGAAGUCACGCCUCGAAGCUGCGCGCAUUAUUCUAUCCAAGAUUCAAUAUUACCAACAAGGACGAUUUGGAGGUCUGAUCUCGGGCGCAUUCUUAUCUGGGGAUUUGAAUAGUGAGGAGAAACAGGAAGCCUACUCAGAGCUGACAGGGAAAGGUGGACUAAAGGACACCUACAAGCUAGCUUCCAAUACGCUUCGAUAUGGAAACCACAACACUUUCACUGGAUUUGGAUAUGGGAAGGAGCCACAAAAGCGAAUUGACUUUAUUCUGUUGGUACCCGAGGGUAAUGAGCCUUGGAGAGUUGAUGGGUACUCGGUGAUUCCAAACCGGUUUGAUGAUGGUGUCUAUAAUUCCGAUCAUUGCGCAGUGAUUGCUGAUCUCACGCUGGUUGGCUAG
Penicillium verhagenii is the source of this 879-nucleotide messenger RNA. RefSeq names its product endonuclease/exonuclease/phosphatase family protein. The transcript has a single exon. The record is from RefSeq and is a predicted model, not a curated record. NCBI's taxonomy places the organism in Eukaryota, Fungi, Ascomycota, Eurotiomycetes, Eurotiales, Aspergillaceae. Bases 1 to 879 code for a protein of 292 amino acids. Gene Ontology annotation, molecular function: 3'-5'-RNA exonuclease activity.